Messenger RNA from Scleropages formosus (Asian bonytongue), 2991 nucleotides. It is a transcript of the gene cpne3, whose product is annotated as copine III. The transcript is spliced from 16 exons. Lineage: Eukaryota; Metazoa; Chordata; Actinopteri; Osteoglossiformes; Osteoglossidae. The coding region runs from base 235 to 1860 and encodes 541 amino acids. Gene Ontology annotation, molecular function: calcium-dependent phospholipid binding; receptor tyrosine kinase binding. Gene Ontology annotation, cellular component: plasma membrane. Gene Ontology annotation, biological process: ERBB2 signaling pathway; cellular response to calcium ion. The record is from RefSeq and is a predicted model, not a curated record.
UGGGCGGAUGUGGCUGCGCGAUACUCAGGAACUGCUGUCUCGAGUCUGGCUGUGACAGAUACAGUUCCCGAGGAUUGGCAUGAUUUGCAGCCAAUUCUGCUAAAACUGAAUACUAGUUUUUUUACGCUUGGUAAGUCUAUACGUGCAGUGUUAGUGGCCAGAUAAGUUACAAUAGUAACUUCAAGUCCAGCUGCGCGCUACGCCCCUCCGUUCGCACACACACAGGUGUUCACAAUGGCAGCACAGUGCAUGACCAAGGUGGAGCUGACAGUCUCCUGUGAGAACCUUCUGGAUAUGGACAUAGGUUCAAAGUCUGACCCUCUAUGUGUCCUUCUGAUGAACAGCUCUGGAAGUCAGUGGUUUGAGGUGGCUCGUACUGAGAGGGUGCAAAAUUGCCUCAGUCCCAAGUUUGCAAAAAAGUUUGUUGUGGAUUACUACUUUGAGCUGGUGCAGAAGCUCAUGUUUAGAAUCUAUGACAUUGACAACAAAACAGUUGACCUCAGCGAUGAUGACUUCCUGGGGGAGCUGGAAUGCACUUUGGGUCAGAUUGUGUCCAGUCAAAAACUAACACGACCACUGGUUUUGAAGAACAAGAAACCUGCAGGAAAAGGCACUAUUACGAUAAGCGCUGAAGAAAUAAAAGACAACAGGGUAGUGAAUUUUGAAGUGGAGGCAAGAAAACUGGACAAUAAGGACUUUUUUGGGAAGUCUGAUCCAUACCUGGAGUUCUACAAACAGACAGAGACAGCAUGGCAGUUGGCUCACAGGACAGAGGUGGUGAAGAACAAUCUGAAUCCCACCUGGAGACCCUUUCAGAUCCCUCUGCAGUCCCUCUGUGGGGGAGACAUGGAUAAACCCAUAAAGGUGGAGUGUUAUGACUAUGACAAUGACGGGUCACAUGACCUCAUCGGGAUCUUCGAGACCAAUAUGACCCGAUUGCUACAGGCAUCACGUGCCUCGCCGGCGGAAUUUGAGUGUGUGAACAGUAAAAAGAAGCAGAAGAAGAAGAAUUACAAGAACUCAGGUGUGGUGAGCGUAAAGGUGUGCCAGGUUGUAAGGAGAUAUACAUUCUUAGACUACAUCAUGGGCGGAUGCCAGAUCAACUUCACGGUGGGGGUAGACUUCACAGGGUCCAACGGUGACCCGCGCUCCCCUGACUCUUUGCACUACAUCAGCCCCCAGGGCAUCAAUGAGUACCUGGCAGCCAUCUGGGCUGUAGGUAUGGUAAUCCAAGAUUAUGACAGUGACAAGAUGUUUCCAGCCUUUGGCUUUGGAGCCCAGAUUCCUCCUACCUGGCAGGUCUCUCACGAGUUCCCCCUCAAUUUCAACCCUGCUAAUCCAUUCUGUGCAGGCAUUGAGGGCAUAGUGGAGGCCUACAGGAUCUGCCUACCACAGGUCAAGCUUUAUGGGCCAACAAACUUCUCUCCCAUUAUCAACCACGUGGCUCGCUUUGCUGCCCAGGCCACCCAGCAGAAAACAGCCUCGCAAUACUUUGUCCUUCUCAUCAUCACCGAUGGCGUGAUCACUGACCUGGACCAGACACGCAGCGCCAUCGUCAGUGCGUCAAAGCUGCCCAUGUCCAUCAUUAUUGUUGGAGUGGGUGGGGCUGACUUCAGCGCCAUGGAGUUUUUGGAUGGUGACGACGGCCGGCUGCGAGCUCCCUCAGGAGAGCCUGCCACGCGGGACAUUGUGCAAUUUGUGCCUUUCCGAAAGUUCCAGAACGCUCCAAAGGAAGCUCUGGCCCAGUGCGUGCUAGCAGAAAUACCAGGUCAGGUGAUGGCCUACUUCAACAUGGUCGGCCUGAGCCCACCCAACGACCCCACCCCAGUGUCAAACACAGAUAUGCCGCUACAAAGCUAAGCUGCCCAUCACAGCAACUGUUGCAUAGCAACAGAAAGGACUCUCAUCAGCCAAGGACGUCACUCAUUUAUUGCAGGAACCCAUAAUUUUUUUUUUUUUCGUUCUUUUAUAUUAAGUCAGUUCUUGCAGUUUUCUGUUUUUUUUUUUUUUUUUUUUUGAAAUACAUAUAUAUAUGCAUUAAAGGAAAAUUGAUAUCUUAUUAAAUGUAAAGUUGAAUUAUUUGGAAUGCCAAUGGUGAAGGGCAGACUUGGCCAUCUCUGUGCCAUACAAGCCUGAUACUCUCUUGGUCUUAAGCACUCAACUACACUUUCUCAGAGGAAUCGGCAUAGUUUUCACUUAAGUGUAAUCAAUUAUUUCUCUGUUGCACAGUUGUGAUCUGGGGAGAGGUCUUGCAAGCCACCGUGAGGAAUCUCGCAACAGUCAAGAAAACAUAUCGAUUUCAUGGUUGCGGUUCUUAAAAUUCUGAUAUUUUGUUCACAUUUAUCUUAGUUUUUAUAGUUUCUAUAACAUGAUACACUAAAUUUGUGCACUAGAAACCAGGUUUCGAAAACAUGAUUAAAGUUUGUCUACACUCAUGUUUGCAUCAGUUUUGACAAGCAGUAAUUAAAGGACAAGUCAGGUUCACACUGUCUCACAAAGGUGUCUUUUCACUGCAUGCAGGAGAGCUCACUGCAUGGUAAAUCCCUGCUUAUAGCAGCUCUUGGAACAGUGACAUCGCCAAAACGUUUCUUUACUCUCAAUUUCAGCACAUAUUCAUUCUUUAGUUAAAUACGUAUGAAGUAUGAUACACGUAUGAUAGUUUGUGAUCUUUGUUUCAAGUUCUUAGUGUACACAAUGUUCAGUAUAUUUACUGUUGCAUAACCAGAAGGUCCUUUUUGUACCCUUGUGAAAUAUUACCAUGAUGUUCUCAGAUCAACAUGCAGGGCAGAGUUCAAUCUAACCCAGCCUAGUACAUUUUUUAAAACUUGCAUUUUAUGUCUAAAAAACAUGUAAAUGUGCUUGAAUCCAGUAUAACAAGCUAUAUUUUUAAGUCUAUAACAAAUUUACAUUAAAUAGCAUGCUUGUGUAAAUGUUAAUGAUUUUGUGUUGCAAAAUACUACAUUAUAAAUACAAAAGCAAUGUACCUUUUAU